Molecule: messenger RNA, 1773 nt
Organism: Penicillium salamii
Lineage: Eukaryota; Fungi; Ascomycota; Eurotiomycetes; Eurotiales; Aspergillaceae
Source: the annotation of a GenBank genome assembly
AUGGCCCCAAUAGUGUCUUUAACCAUUCUUGCCAUGCUCUCUGGGGCAAUGGCUAGCCUUCAGACAGGAACAUCUAGCCCUCCAACAGCCACACUAGCCAGCACGACCAAAGCGAUAUUCGUGGGACGAUCUCUCCCACAAUUCAAACAAGAUCUCUUCCUCGGUAUAAAAUAUGCUGAUCAGCCUGUUCGCUUCACGCCAGCCCAGCUGAAGAGUACAUACGCUUCCAACGACAGCAAUUCCGGUGAAUAUGAACUUUCCGGGACCCAAAGAACUACUGCCGGCACGGUAUACUACAAUGCUACCCAGUAUGGUUAUGACUGUCCUGCGUAUGGAUCGGAUACUACCACUCUAGUGAAACAGGGUCUAAUCACUCUGAAUGAGGAUUGUAUGAAUUUGAAUGUCAUUCGUCCUCAGACAGAGGAUCCCGGGUUGCUUCCGGUGAUGAUUUGGAUCUUUGGCGGUGGAUGGACGCAGGGUGCUACUGCGGAUCCGAGGUAUAACAUGAGUUAUAUCGUUGAACAGAGCGCUUUGAAUGGAAAACCGGUCUUGGGCGUCUCUAUCAAUUACCGAUUGUCAGCCUUUGGAUUCCUGGAUUCGGAGGAAGUGAGGGCCGAGGGCAACACCAACCUAGCUCUGCGCGACCAGCGGAUUGCCAUGCGGUGGGUGAAGAAGAACAUCAAAGCCUUUGGAGGAGAUCCAAAGAAGAUUACUAUCUGGGGAGAGUCAGCUGGUGCAUACAGCGUUGGAGCCCAUCUGGUAACCAAUGAUGGAAAUAACGAGGGGCUUUUCAGAGCUGUAAUCAUGGACUCAGGUAAUGCUGUUGGUCCUCCCUACAACGGUACUGAAUGGCACCAGCCGAUGUACAACCGAAUCGUCGAGAGAGCUGGCUGUACGGAUGCUGAAAAUACCCUCCAAUGUCUUCGCGAAUUACCAUACGAAAAGAUAUACGACUCUGCCUACGAAGGCCUCGAAUGGUUUGCAACUAUCGACGGAUCAUUCAUAACGCAAUACCCCCAAAUAAGCUACAAGAAAGGCAAAGUAGCCCAGGUACCCAUUCUCCUAGGCACCAACACAGACGAAGGAACCAGCUUUGGUACAACAGACACAGACACAGACAAAGACUGCAUUGAUGAGUUGACCAAAUCUAAGCGCUGGGUCUUGAACCGCACCCAAGCCACUACCCUUCUACAACACUAUCCCAACAUCUCCGCCAUCGGCUGUCCCUACGGCUGGGGGAAUAUCACCUGGCCCGCCCUGGGCCAGAUGUACAAGCGGUAUUCAUCCAUGGCAGGAGAUUUGACAAUGGUAGCACCACGGCGUCUGCUAGCGCAGACCAUGUUUGAAUUCACAGAUGUGUUUUCGUACCGGUGGGAUGUAGCUGCAUUGAAUACUUCAUCCACAAUUGGUGUGCAGCACUUUGCCGAGAUUCCCUUCGUUUUCGCAAAUCCCGUUCAAACCAUUACGCCUCUGGGAAGUGAUCCUGCCCGUCUAGAAUUGGGACAGAUGGCAGCGCGCAUGUGGACGUCUUUUGUAGCAGAUCUGGAUCCAAAUGGACAUGGUGGUAAGAAUUUUCUUUUAAAUCUCGCUUCGGGUGGCUUGAGGCUGAUUGUUGACUCGCAUCUAGUAUCUGGUAUCUCUCGAUGGCCGAAAUACGCAUCUGGUACAUCCGCUUCGAAUUUCGUUCUCCGCUUGCCCCGGACUGAGAGCUAUACUGAGGCUGAUACGUACCGUGCUGCUGGGAUCGCGUAUAUCAAUAGUAUUGCACGGUAA